Messenger RNA from Haemonchus placei, 1350 nucleotides. The record is from the annotation of a GenBank genome assembly. Lineage: Eukaryota; Metazoa; Nematoda; Chromadorea; Rhabditida; Trichostrongylidae.
AUGUACCUAUCACCCUGGCGAACCCUACUUGUAAGUACUACUCGAGAGCCACGCAGUGUUCGAUGGUAUGGAACUGGCAAGAAGGUAGCUAGGAUAGCGAUAGUUGGAAGUGGCCCUGCAGGUUUAUUUUCUUGUGGGUCAUUGUUACGACGUUUGCCAGACAGCAAGUUCGACGUGUUCGAUGCAGCUCCCGUUCCGUAUGGCCUUGUUCGGUAUGGUGUUGCACCAGAUCAUCAAGAGGUGAAAAACUGUACGAACAUUUUUGAUCGGAUGUUCGAGACCAAUCGCGAUCGUCUGUCGUUGUUCUGUAACGUGAGGAUAGGGUCCGACGUUGCUGUGGAGGACUUGACAAAGAAUUAUGAUGCCAUCUUGCUUGCGUACGGGGCUCAUCGACCGCGUCCUCUAGAUAUACCUGGAUCAAGUUCGACAAACGUAAUAUCGGGAUCAGACUUUGUCUCCUGGUAUAACGGAGUUCCUAAUGCUAAGGCCCCCCUUUUGGAUGACCCUAAUGUCGUAAUAGUUGGAAACGGCAAUGUCGCCCUUGAUUGCGCAAGGAUACUAUCUACUGCGAAACUGCUCGGAAAUACCGAUAUCCCGUCAGACGUUCUUGCUGUACUCGAGAGUUCUAAAGUGACAAAUAUUAAAAUUGUUGGACGAAGAGGCCCUGAGAAUGUUUCUUUUACCAUCAAAGAACUGCGUGAGCAAUUCAAGGUUCCUGAAUGGGACACCACUGUAGAAAUGGAUGAAGAGCAGGUUAAACAAUUGGAAGAGACUCUACCAAAAAUGGCUAGGCCAAAGAAAAGGCUGAUGAAGGUUUUACUUGAUGGAGUGAGGUCUCCAAAAGGAGAGAGGCAAUGCCGAUUUCUGAGUUUUAGAAUACCAGAAGCAGUUCUACCUAAUAGUGAUGGCCGUAUUUCUGCUGUAAGAUUUUUGAACAAGCGCACGGGCUGUAACGAAGAAAUGCCAUGUGGUUUGCUUAUAUACAGUAUAGGGUUCCAGACAGUGGUGCUAGAUGGGCUGCCGAAAAACGAUAAGGGCAUGAUAGCAAUGAGAGACGGGAGCCGCGUGGAUAUGCCUGGCGAUGCAUUCGUUUAUGCGGCUGGAUGGUGCGCCCAUGGACCGCGAGGUGUGAUUGUUGAUACACAACAGGAAGCUGUGGCUGUGGCUAGCCGUAUAGCCGAGGAUAUCACGGCCAGAGAGGACAUUGGUAUAUCUACUAAUAAAGGCAUCGACUAUCUGACGUUCGAUGAAUGGAAGAAAAUAGACGAAGCAGAAGUGAAACAGGGAGCUGAGAAGGGAAAAGUACGCGAAAAAAUGAGGACGUUCAGUGGAUUCCUUCGUAGGCAUUAA